This is a messenger RNA of Vitis vinifera (wine grape), 1423 nucleotides long. RefSeq names its product short chain aldehyde dehydrogenase 1. The transcript is spliced from 2 exons. Gene Ontology annotation, molecular function: oxidoreductase activity, acting on the CH-OH group of donors, NAD or NADP as acceptor. Bases 126 to 968 code for a protein of 280 amino acids. Lineage: Eukaryota; Viridiplantae; Streptophyta; Magnoliopsida; Vitales; Vitaceae. The record is from RefSeq and is a predicted model, not a curated record.
UUUUUACCAACCUGACAUACAUGUUUUCUGAGAGCUUAGCGUCCUAUAUCCCCUAUAAAAAGCCAUGGGCAACAUGCAAAUUUAUUCAUAGUUGAAGGCAUUCCAUUCACUUCCAUUGGUUAAAGAUGAAUGGCCACGCUUCAGUAGUUCCUAUUGGAAAAAGGCUAGAAGGCAAAGUGGCCAUCAUCACAGGAGGUGCCAGCGGCAUCGGUGAAAGCACGGCAAGGCUAUUUGUUCGACAUGGUGCUAAGGUCAUUAUUGCCGACGUACAAGAUGAUAUUGGACUCUCCAUUUGUGAGGCACUUGGCUCACAUGGCACUGCUUCCUUUGUUCACUGUGAUGUCACCAGCGACUCUGAUGUCAAAAAUGUCGUUGACACUGCCGUUUCAAAGUACGGAAAGCUUGACAUCAUGUUCAACAACGCUGGCAUAUCCGGCAACCUAGAUCCAACAAUUCUAGGCACGGAAAAUGAAAAUUUCAGGAGGGUUUUCGAUGUGAACGUGUACGGUGCAUUCCUGGGCGCCAAGCAUGCCGCUAGGGUUAUGAUUCCGGCGAAGAAAGGGGUGAUUCUCUUCACUUCGAGCGUUGCUUCGGUGACCUCUGGAGAAUCUCCGCAUGCUUACACAAUGUCGAAGCACGCGGUGGUUGGCCUCACCAAAAACUUGUGUGUGGAGCUAGGGCAGCACGGGAUAAGAGUCAACUGCAUAUCUCCUUGCGCUAUUGCCACCCCAUUGUUAAGAAACGCAAUGGGGCUGGAGAAAAAAACGGUGGAAGGAAUCGUAUGUGCGUCAGCAAAUCUAAAAGGAGUGGUAGCAGAAGCAGAAGAUGUGGCGGAGGCAGCGGUUUAUUUGGGCAGCGACGAGUCGAAAUACGUGAGCGGGCUUAACCUUGUGGUGGAUGGGGGCUACAGCACAACGAACCAGUCCUUCACCAUGGUAGUUAAAGCCCUAGUUUCUUCAAAUAAAUGAGAAGAAUCAGAUGUUGUAGGCAUUUUGUUGGGACUUUUAAUUUGAGUGAGGAUGAAGCGUAUAUGGCAGUGUCAGAAGGUAUAUGCAUUCACAGAAAAUGCGUCUGUAAACCGGUGCCCUGAGUCAUCAUUCCACAUUUGCGCUAUGUAGUAUUUUCACGUGAGCAAUGUACCAGCUCACGGAGGAACAUGAGUUUAACAAGAUUAGACCAUGGUGAGAGUAUUUUUGGUUAUUUAAUUAGAUGUCCUAUGAUCUACUCACGUAUCAUGAUAUGGUGGGCGGACAGAUUCAUCGUUUCAAAAUUUCUAAAGUAGUCCUGAUUUUAAAUUUAUUUUUUACUUUUUUUUUAUUUCUAAUUUCUUUUUCUUAUAUUUUUCCGGGUCUAAAUGUUAUAGUUAUGAGUACCAGAAAUUCAUGUGAUUUUGGGCCAAGGAGCAUGCUUGGUAUUCUUACAA